GUCCGGAAAUGGCCUCCGCCGGAAUCAAUCCAAAUGAUUGGUUGGCUGCCGGCGCCGCCAAAUGGACGGUCAUAACGCCUCCAUAACCCAAACGAUUUUUUUCUAUUAAAUCUUCAGCUUCGCUCUCUCACUCUCUCUGGAGGUCUCUCUGUAUCUGGACGCACCUUCUUCCAUCUUCACAAUCUCGCUCAGGCGAUUUUGUUUGGAAGUAAAGGUGCAAAUUGUAUCGCCGCUGAUCGCCGGAUUCGGAAGAUUUUUCUGUGCUGUUCUUCAUUUCUUGAUUUUCGUUUUCCCGAUUAGUUGGAUUAGCAAAACUUCAUCUUUUUGUUCGUGAAUCAAUCCUUGCGUCCGACUCUCCAUUAGGGUUUCCGAAGCUUCUUUUUCAGUUUAAAAAGGGGGGAAUUCCAGAUUUUUUUAUAAAUUUAUUUGGUUGCUUUCUUUGAUUCUCUGAUUACUGAUCUUCAUUCGGUCUGGAUCUGGUUCUUUGUUUCAAAAUUUAAUUUUUUUUUUUUUUAAUUUUGCCUGCCUGAUUGGGAAUUUUGACGAAACUAUUAUAAAUUCUUUGAUUUCUUUUACUUUUUUCUUAAAUUUUUCUUUUGAGCCUUCUGGUUUCAUCAAUCUUGUUAGAUUCUCAGAUUGGUGGGGAUUUUGAAAUGGCCGUGUCGUUCACUCGUCUUUCUUAUUGGUUAUGGGGGACGAAGGACGGCAAUGAAAGCACUAAUUCAGCUCUGAAUUCGUCUUCUGAUUUCCCGUCGGGAUUCAGAGAGCACGACUCAGUUAGGUUUCCAUGCGUGAAUGGGACCGAGAUGAAAUCUUCCUCCAGACGAAUUAAGAAGAAAUGGAGGAGCAGGGAGGAGAGGAGGGUGAGGAUUGAUAGGGAGUUUGAUGUGGUUAUCGUCCCCUCUGAUGGAGGCUGCCUCUCAGGUUCUGAAACUGAUGAUUCAGAUUGGUCCAUUGGGUGGAUGGAACCUCAUGCUCCUGAGUUUCAGGGUAGUGAUGGGGAGACUGAUGGCAGCUUUGCUGUUCUUGUGCCGUGCUAUCGACGCGGCCGGAGCGAGAUCCGGGAGAGUUUGAAAGGCCAAGCCUUGGUUGCUCUUACUGAACACUAUGGAUUUUCAUCUGAUGGCUCUGAGUUAAUUGAACGAUGGCUCUCAUCCCUUCAGGACAUGUAAUAUCUCCCCAAAACUAAGCUAAAAUUAAAAAAAUAAUAAAAGAAGAGCACUAAAUAAAUAUUUAAGUCCAGCAAGGAGAGGACACAGUAAAGCAGGAGCUGUUCAUCUCCUUUGAAGGUUCUGUUCAUUGGUGUGAUUCUGCAGAGACUAUUUCUUCCUGAGAUUUGUACAUAAACUAUAUAUAUGUAUAUAAUUCUUAUGUAAUUAUCACUGUAACAUAUGGAUUCAUAAUCUUCCCCAAAUUUUGUUGUAAAAUUUAAAAAAUAAUAUUGGA
This is a messenger RNA of Phalaenopsis equestris, 1446 nucleotides long. RefSeq lists its product as uncharacterized. The record is from RefSeq and is a predicted model, not a curated record. The coding region runs from base 654 to 1172 and encodes 172 amino acids. Lineage: Eukaryota; Viridiplantae; Streptophyta; Magnoliopsida; Asparagales; Orchidaceae. The transcript has 2 exons.